Messenger RNA from Thlaspi arvense, 2840 nucleotides. NCBI's taxonomy places the organism in Eukaryota, Viridiplantae, Streptophyta, Magnoliopsida, Brassicales, Brassicaceae. The record is from the annotation of a GenBank genome assembly.
AUGGAUAAGGCUUUGUUACUGUGUACUGGAAUUUUAAGGGUUGGCUUCGAAAUCGGAGGUGAUAGAAAAGAUGUGUUUUUCUACCAAGCGGAUGAUCAACACUAUAUACCACGAGCUCUACUGAUUGAUCUGGAGCCCAGAGUGAUCAAUGGCAUUCAGAAUGGGGAAUACCGUAAUCUUUACAACCACGAGAACAUCUUCGUUUCAGAUCACGGUGGUGGCGCUGGAAACAAUUGGGCCAGUGGAUAUAACCAGGGGAAAGGUGUUGAAGAGGAGAUUAUGGACAUGAUUGAUCGAGAAGCUGAUGGAAGUGACAGCCUUGAAGGGUUUGUUCUUUGCCACUCCAUUGCUGGAGGAACUGGCUCAGGUAUGGGAUCUUAUCUGUUGGAGACUUUGAAUGAUCGCUAUAGCAAGAAGUUGGUUCAGACGUACAGUGUAUUCCCCAAUCAGAUGGAAACGAGUGAUGUGGUUGUCCAGCCUUACAACUCGCUGCUGACACUGAAGCGGCUUACCUUAAACGCUGACUGUGUUGUCGUCCUUGACAACACUGCACUCACCAGAAUCGCUGUAGAGCGUCUACAUCUUACGAAUCCUACCUUUUCUCAAACCAACUCCUUAGUCUCAACUGUGAUGUCUGCUAGCACAACAACACUGCGUUACCCAGGAUACAUGAAUAAUGACUUGGUCGGCUUGCUUGCAUCUUUGAUCCCAACACCAAGGUGUCACUUCCUCAUGACCGGAUACACUCCCUUGACUGUUGAGCGCCAGACCACACCGAAUCCUUCUAUGGGGCACUACACUGAGUCACUGACCCUAUAUGCAAAUGCCAUUCGUAAAACUACCGUGCUGGAUGUUAUGAGAAGGCUUCUACAGACAAAAAAUAUCAUGGUGUCGUCUUAUGCUAGAAACAAAGAAGCUAGUCAGGCAAAGUACAUAUCAAUAUUGAAUAUAAUUCAAGGAGAAGUCGAUCCCACUCAGGUGCAUGAGAGUUUGCAGAGGAUACGAGAAAGAAAGCUUGUUAACUUCAUUGAGUGGGGACCUGCAAGCAUACAGGUUGCACUUUCCAAGAAGUCCCCAUAUGUUCAAACCGCACAUAGGGUCAGUGGGCUUAUGUUAGCAAGCCACACUAGUAUCAGGCACCUUUUCAGCAAAUGUCUGAGCCAAUAUGAGAAGUUGAGGAAGAAGCAAGCUUUUCUGGACAACUACAAAAAGUUUCCCAUGUUUGCUGACGAUCUUUCAGAGUUUGAUGAAUCAAGGGACAUCAUUGAGAGUUUGGUAGAUGAAUAUAAGGCAUGUGAAUCACCGGACUACAUCAAAUGGGGAAUGGAGGACCCUGAACAACUUUUAACUGGUGAAGGCAGUGCGUCAGGAGUUGUGGAUCCUAGAGUGGCGAGGAUCGGUAGUAACGAUAAAGAGUGUUGGCACGUGCUCCAAUUAUACUCCAUUGUUGACGGACGACAAGUGAUCCGAGGGAGGAAUACUCAGCAAAGAAAAAAGACACUCGGUAACCGUCAACUAGUAGUAUCGUUCUAUAAAACCGCGUUAGCCAGCCUUUUUGGUCAGUCUCUCUCUCGUGUUCAUAGGGUUUUCUCUUCUCCGGCUCGAUCGUUGUCUCUCUCGCCGGAGUUCUUCACGCUCAGAUUCAUUCUCAGUUUCGCCUCUCUCGUAAUCCUCUCUAUCUACUCUGAGAUGGCGUCGAGGGAUUCCGUUGCCGUUCUCGCCUUAGUCGCUUUCGUUUUCGCCGUCAUCUCUCCUCUCGCCGGCGCUCAAGCCCUAGCUCCUGCUCCUUCUCCCACAAGCGACGGAACAUCGAUUGAUCAAGGGAUAGCAUAUUUGCUAAUGGUGGUCGCGCUGGUGCUGACGUAUCUCAUCCAUCCUCUGGAUGCAUCUUCCUCCUACAGCUUCUUCUGAUCUUUGUAAACCUAAUCUAAGCUUCUAGUGGACCAAAACCCAUCUCGCUAAUCUUAUUGUUAAUUGAUCUGUUAUUUUUACUUAAAUAUGCCCUUCGGAAUUUGUUGAUUGUAGACCUAGUUAUGAAAUUAUGUUCCAUUGCCAAUGUCUACCAAUUUUUUCCACUGCUUAUAUUUUUAGUUACAGUUACUCCCUAUAUUAGUAUAUUUUCAUUUUUACCAAAUGCUCCUAUACUUAAAUUUUUUUUUUUUUUUUUUGCCAUAGUUUCAGUUACGAUCACCCAAUUUGCAACUAUUAUUUGUUUUCUUCCAGUCAUUUCCUAUAGUUUCCUUUUCUAUAAAUACACUCCCCAUCGAUUUCGUGUGAUCACUGUACUUUUGUAUAUUUCAAAACUCCUGCUAUGAUUUUAUUAUUUCAGAUGAUUCCUAUAGUAUUGGUUUUUGUAAACGCCCUGUACAGUUUUCGGCUAUGAUUAGAAAGAAGACAAAUUUAAACCAUAUAAGUAAAAAGUAAUUAAAAGUCUUUAGACUGUAAUCUGCUCAAUUAUAUAAUUGCAUCUAGUUUCGUACUGUAUAUAAUAAAUCUUUGUUUUUUUUUUUUGGUACGAUAAAUCUUUGUUUUUUUAAAGGCAACCUUAACUUUAUCGAAGGCGUGGAACCAAUUAAUAAUCAUUGACCGUGGUGAUAAAGUAUGAUUGUAUUCUUUUUCUUCCUAUCAGUGUACUGUAUUCUUAAAGUAAGACGCGGAAUCCUAACGCGCCUCUGGACUAGUAAAUGACAUAAAUGUGUAUCAAUUUAAAUGACUACUCAAAUCUAACCGCCAUUUCAAUUUAAAAUUUUGUCGUAUGCUGUACGGUUUUUAUCGAGAAAAACGUUCCGUUGUCAGUCUUUCUGUUAAUUAAACGACAUGUAGUUAUCCACUCAAACGGC